AUGAAAAAAACAUCAAAUGAAAAACAACUUGCGAGUCAAUUUUAUUUUGCUUGUCGUAAUGAUGAUUUUGAUUUAGUUAUGCGUCUAUUAAAUCAACAUCCAUUAGAAGAUAUUGAUCGAAUGGAACCAAAUGGAAGUACUGCCUUACAUGCUGCUUGCUAUUAUAAAAAUAUAGACAUUGUUAAAAUAUUACUUGAACGAGGUUUUACUCGACGUGUUGUAAAUAGAUUCGAUAAUACACCUAUGGAUGAAGCUAAUACAGAGGAACUUCGACAAUUAUUCUUAAGACCUAAAACAUCAAAUCGAUUUGGAGGUGAUAUAUCAUAUGAACGAGAGAAAUUAAUAUGGAUUUCAAUAGAUACAAAUGAAAAAAUUAUUAUUCAAGAUCCUAUAACAGAUUUAUAUAAAGGAAAUCGUUUAGACUAUGGAAUAUUUCAAGCUGAUAAUAUUAUUAAACAAUUAGAUGGUAUGCCUAAACUUGAUGUUAUUCAACGUUUUUUUCGUCGAGCUGUUCAAGAAAAAGAUUGUACUCGUUUAAUUCAAGCUUAUACAGCUGAAACAGAUUUUUAUAAUCAUGUAAAUAAUUAUCUUUUAUCAAGGCAACAAGAUAAUAGUCUAUCACAAUUUGUACAAAUAAUUUAUUUUAAUGAUUCAUUACAUAAAAAAUAUUCCUAUGAAGGAACAUGUUAUCAAAGUAUUAUUAUUGAUUCAGAAGAUCAACUUAACUUAUUUAAAAAAGGUACUAAAAUACUUAAUCGAACAUUUAUUUCAACAACUCGAGAUCGUCAGAUUGCCGAAGAAUAUAUUCUUGAUCGUAACAAUCAAAAUAAAUAUAUAGUUAUGAUGAUAUUCAAAAUUCGUCAUUGUUAUACAGCAUUAAAUAUAAAAGAUAUGUCAGAAUUUCCACAUGAAGAAGAAGUGUUAAUUAUGUAUGAUAAAAUAUUUAAAGUUGCAAAAAUUACUAAACAAAAUAAUUUUUAUAUUGAAAUUGAAUUACGUGAUUCAAAAUCAAACCAAAGAAAAUAA
Rotaria sordida is the source of this 1026-nucleotide messenger RNA. The record is from the annotation of a GenBank genome assembly. NCBI's taxonomy places the organism in Eukaryota, Metazoa, Rotifera, Eurotatoria, Philodinida, Philodinidae.